GACCCUGUCGACUUCGUUCUCUUCUUUGUUUCUACCUUUACACACGAGUAGCUUAAUACUCGCAUAAUUCUUCAUCGUUCAUCGUUACGCGAGCCCAAGCCAGUUACCCUUGCUGCUUACUGAACCAGAAUUCACUGCAUCAAGCGGCCUCGCAUAACAUCGUCAUUCAUCGUCAACAUAACAUUGCGCAGAUUUCACGCGCGCAUAACUUUCUUUACGCUUAUUCGUCGCAUCUUCUCGGCGCCGCCAGAAUGGUCAACAUUGUCAACACAGCUGAGGUCCUCUGGGACAUUUUUGUCCGUGUGACUAAUGAGCUGGGUGAUGGUAGGAUGAAUGCUCGUCGUGCUCCUAUCCAUCCCACUGGACAUUGGCAAGACAAGGACGAUGUCAUUGCGUAUGGCCAGAAGGCUUUCGAGCUCGAGGGCCUGCAGGUCAUUCGUACAAAGAACUGGCUCGAGAACGGAAUGCGCCAGGGAGGCAUUGUCGAUAACUGGGUACUCGAGCGUAUCAUCGCCGCUGGUAUGGAGUACUCGGCCAGUGACUAUGAUCAUCUCAUGCAGGUGUUCUUCGUCGAAUGGAUAAAAGAUUUGAAGCCAGAUGGCCGCUCAAACAAGAGCAGAGUCGAUUGGAUCAAGUGGUGCGAGAUGCACCUCGUCCGCCAUCACAGAACGCAGAAGGCGAUGCGUGUACUCGAGCUCUUCAAGGAGCUUGGUCUCCUCUACCCCGGGUGGUGGAAGCAAGUAUUCGCACAGCUUCACAACACGCCGGUCCACGCUUUGAACUUUGUCUCGCCUUGGGACGUUAAGCCUUGUUUCGACACCGUCAAAAUGAACGAGUUGAACCAGAAGUACGCAAGAGUUCCUUUCACCGCACUCAGCGCGCACCCACAAGCCGCCGCCGAGACUUCCAAAUCAUCCAAGCCCAAGACGAAGAAGAAGCGCGGUCGUAAACCCAAGGUCAACAACGCAUCAGCCAUGGAUUUUGACGGUAGUGGUUCCGAAAGUGAUGCUGUGCGCACUAUUCCUCGCAAGCGCGCCAGACUUGACAGCCUUGGUAUGGGACAAAGCCUUGAGAACUCCAGCGCCUCCCUGGGCUUUGGCGACUCUGCAUCUACCAACCCUGCUCCAGCCGCUGCAGCCUCCAACAGCACAGCCUACGUCGACAAUGAAGGUGACCUCGACUUCUACCCUUCCGAGAUGGGUCAACUCGGCGACGAAGACCAGCUCAACAGCGCCGGUCUCGAUCCCUCCAUGCUCGACCAACACCACCCCGGCAACACCUCCGAGCCCGAAUCCUACCCCGAAGACUUCUACCCUCGCUACGUCCACGAAUACGACAACUACAUGGGCAGACCCUUUACGACCUACCCCCAACUCUCCCACACGGCAUCUUUCGCCCCCAGCGCCGAGGGCUGGAGACUCCUGCACCACAACGCCUUUGACGAAGCCACCCGCUACAACCCCAGAGUAAACGCUACACGUCUUAGCGACUCUGCCGCCUACGACAAUCUGCGCCGUUACCCUGCUCUAGACCUCAGUAUCCCUCUGCCACGCAUGCCAGACAUUCAACCCCCUUGGGUGCCAGCCACACAGGACACAGACGACACCGCACCAGUACACCCCACACCCCAAGGUCUCUUCAUCCCCCGCGACCACCCUUCGCGUUGGAUGAUCGACUGGAGUUCCACCGACGAGCGCGACUUUGCAAAAGCCGUUGCCGCCGUGGAAGCGGAAUUCCUUCCUCCUCUGCCUCCACAUGAAAGCGCCAUUGCUCGCGAUGCUCGCGAGAGUAUGGAAACUGCCAGGCGUCGUGAGCUUUUGCGUCGACAGGUGCUUGGUGUGGGUAAGAAGGGUGGAGAUGGCUUCGAUGGUCCUCCUGGAGCUUUGAGAUGACGAUACGAUACGACACGACACCGUGAGACGAUGAGAUGACGAGACGACUGUUUCUUUUUUUUCCAGGAUGAUACCAAUUUUGCUGUCUUUCUUUUUUCUUUUUUCUUUUUUCUGCUCUCUGCAGCAAUGCUUCUGUUUUUUCGAAAAAUUGUUGCUGCAUCAAAUCAGAGGUGGCCUUCUCAUGUCAUACAGGAGCUGGGAAGAGUUGAUGUUUUAUCAUGUUUUCGCUUCUG
This is a messenger RNA of Aureobasidium subglaciale EXF-2481, 2125 nucleotides long. RefSeq lists its product as uncharacterized. The coding region runs from base 252 to 1892 and encodes 546 amino acids. The transcript has 2 exons. Lineage: Eukaryota; Fungi; Ascomycota; Dothideomycetes; Dothideales; Saccotheciaceae. The record is from RefSeq and is a predicted model, not a curated record.